Molecule: messenger RNA, 6650 nt
Organism: Paramormyrops kingsleyae
Lineage: Eukaryota; Metazoa; Chordata; Actinopteri; Osteoglossiformes; Mormyridae
Source: RefSeq, a predicted model, not a curated record
CAAGUCGGCUCGAUUCUACCGGGGCCGCUCGCAAUGAAAGGGUGGUGGAUCAUUACAACGCAAAGGUUCCGCUACAGCAGGGCGAAGCUGUAGAGGGGAUGCAGCAUCAGUACUCGGGAGCUGUCUUCCAGCACCAGACACCCAGUCGAGAAAGAAACGCUCACAGCGGUGCAGCUCAUUCACAAAAAGCAUCUCCGAGUGGAGCCGCCGCAGUCUGCAGCCUGCCGCCGCCUCCCCCUCCACUCAGACAGCGAUCCUCAACCUUAUAUCAUCAGGAGCUGCCCAGCCCAAGCGUUUUCACCCAGAAAGACAGCGCACUUCAACUGCAACGCGGCGGCUCAUCAUCAGUCACCAGCCACGGAUGCAGACAGCGAGCUCCAAACCAGGGCGUCUGUUUUGAUCACCAGAGCGCCUCUUUGCUGCAGAAUACCGGGGUCGCCGGCUUUCAUCUGCAGUCGGAGCAGCCUGUCUUUCAGCACUGCCACUGCAGUUUUUCCAAGGAAGUGAAUCCUCAUCAGCACCAAUCCCACAUUUACCCGCAGCCCUCCCCUUCGCUGCCGUCGUCGCUGUUGUUUUUGCAGAACAGCAACAAGGGGGACAAUUUGAAAAAGACUGUUAAUUACCAGCAGGAAUACAUCGACUGCCACUGCAGACGAGUAGGAGGGCUGUCAGAGAAUAACCAGUUGUUGCAGCAACAGCGGCAGCCGUAUAACGAUUUCAAGCUAGAAGAGCAGAAUCCACAGAGUCCAUCCUGCAGCUCGGUGACACAGAGCACGCACCAGGCGCUGGACGUAAAUGUAUGUGAGCCUAGCGAUGUAAAUCAGCGAUUGUUUCUGUUUCAGCCUCAGGACCUGCAGCAGCAACAGCCACCACAAUUGCAGGUGCAGUAUCAGCGGCUGGUCGGGAGCAGCUUCCUCAACAACUGCUGCGCCAACGGAUCCGGUGAGGCGAGUAGGAGACAGCAGCCGCUAUUGCUGCAGCAACAGCAAGAAGGCGCGCACUGGCAACACCUCUGUGACCAAGACUACAGGAAGCCCGGCGAGUUAAGUCAGUCCCAAAGGCUGCGGAGUAGCCAGCCCUCCGUGAACCCCCCACCCAAUCACUCGCCAGUGAGGAACAUAUCGGUGGCCGGCAGCAACAAAAGUAGCCUUUUCUCGUCCAGCAGCCGUCUGUGGCCGGAGAACCAGCAUCAGGAAGGGAAGCAGAUCCGAACGGUGGAACAGCAGGUAAAUGCGGAGCCCAAGAAGUUAAGCCAUGCUGGGUCCAAGGCCUCCCUCUCUCAGAGCAGUUACCCGUUCUCUGAGAUAGCCAUGAACAGCUGCAAGUACAAUGGGGGCGUCGUGAGACCCCUGGGCAGCCUGGGGGCGUCACGGCGAAACCUUGCAGAGCUUGACUCAGAGACACAGCCCCUCCAGACCCUUCACAGCUCCGGCCUGGAGGUGGUGGUCUCCAAGGGUAACGGCGAUGACCCAAGCAAGGUGUCCAACGAGAGCCUGGCUAGAGAGGGGGGCAGUGCUCCACAGAAAAAGAACAAGGACAUCGGCUACAAGCUAGGCCAUCGGAGGGCGCUCUUCGAGAAACGCAAGCGACUGAGCGAUUACGCCUUGAUCUUUGGGAUGUUUGGGAUUGUUGUCAUGGUGACUGAAACAGAGCUCUCCUGGGGAGUUUACACUAAGGAAUCUUCAUACUCAUUUGCACUGAAAUGCCUUAUCAGCCUUUCCACUGUUAUAUUGCUUGGUCUCAUUAUAAUGUACCAUGCCCGGGAAAUCCAGCUCUUCAUGGUGGACAACGGGGCCGAUGACUGGAGGAUAGCCAUGACAUAUGAGAGGAUCUUCUUCAUUGUACUGGAGCUGCUGGUGUGCGCUAUCCAUCCCAUUCCAGGCCAGUACGUCUUCACCUGGACCGCCCGGCUGGCGUUCACGUACACGCCCUCAGUGGCCAAUGCCGACGUGGACAUUAUUCUCUCCAUCCCCAUGUUCCUGCGCCUCUACCUAAUCGGCCGCGUCAUGCUACUGCACAGUAAGCUCUUCACGGACGCCUCGUCCCGCAGCAUCGGGGCCCUAAAUAAGAUCAACUUCAACACCCGCUUCGUCAUGAAGACGCUCAUGACCAUCUGCCCAGGCACUGUGCUGCUAGUCUUCAGCAUCUCCUCCUGGAUCAUUGCUGCUUGGACAGUGCGCGUCUGUGAGAGGGAUAACAUGUAUCAUGACAAACAGGAAGUGACCAGUAACUUCCUAGGAGCCAUGUGGCUAAUUUCUAUAACCUUCCUGUCAAUUGGAUACGGAGACAUGGUGCCUCACACAUACUGCGGGAAGGGUGUGUGUCUGCUGACUGGAAUCAUGGGGGCGGGCUGUACUGCCUUGGUGGUCGCUGUGGUGGCCCGAAAGCUGGAGCUGACCAAGGCCGAGAAACACGUCCAUAACUUCAUGAUGGACACACAGCUCUGUAAACGCGUCAAAAACACGGCUGCUAAUGUACUCAGGGAAACAUGGCUAAUCUACAAACACACCAAGCUGGUGAAGAAGAUUGACCAUGCCAAGGUGCGCAAACACCAGCGCAAGUUUCUGCAGGCAAUUCACCAAGCUCAGAAACUGCGCAGCGUGAAGAUGGAGCAGAGGAAGCUGAACGACCAGGCUAACACGCUGGUGGACCUGGCAAAGACUCAGAAUGUGAUGUACGACCUGGUGUCGGAGCUGCAGGAGCGCAGUGAGGAGCUGGACAAGCGCAUCGGCAUGCUGGAGGACAAGCUGGACUCCAUCACUGGCAGCCUGCAGGCUCUGCCCGGCCUGCUCUCUCAAGCCAUAACGCAGCAGCAGCGGGAUUUCCUGGACGGCUUUGCGCACCGGUUUCGACCCGCCUCGUUGGGCUCGGAGCGCUCAUGGACGCCCACACGCCGGCGCCGCUCGCCGUCCACGGCGCCUCACACGUCCUCCGACAGCGGCUAGCCUCUCCGCGCCUCUGCCAUCCCAAACUUACGCUACCAAGAUUCCAGUGCAGACUAACGAGAGUAAUGAAAAAAAAAUUAUGGAAGCAGACAAAAUAAUAAAUUAAAAAUGGUAGAGAUAUGGUUUAUGUUUGGCCAUUGUAUGGCUGUUCAGGUUUAGCUUUUUUAUAAAGCCCUUGUAUAGUUACUGACUGAGUUCAGGGUGCUGGGGUGAAGCUGACUAUCACCGGAGAGUCCUUAAACACGACAGAAUGAAACUGCCCAGGGAGGCGUCUUCUCAGCAAUCGCAGUGUUUCACGUGGGUCUUCUGGCACGGAAGUGGACUGAGGAGAAUUAUGGCCCCCAAGCCAGGAAUGGAGACAAGGCGGACUUUGGUUUUUAUUUGACAGGCGUCAGAGGCGUCCUACUGGGAAUUCCUGGGAGAGCCUUGGGAAGCUCUGAUGAAGGCAGUAAGUGGAGAUUGCCGAAGAAGUCUGGGACACAUAAAAAUGAUUUAACCAUUUUGACCAAACCACAGCCCUUAACUGGUUAAGUGGAACAGAGAAUGGAAGGAUGGAUGGAUGGCGACCAGUCCUUAACCUACCUUUUCAUUUAUGAGGAAAUACUGGAGCUAACUGGUGUCUCUACAUGUCACUGAUAAUUACAGUGUUCCUACAUAAAUUUGACGGUAGAUGGGACUGCUGAAUGUCACUCAAAUAGUAGGAAUUCAUCAAUACCAUAACUUUUCUGGACAGUGGAAAGAGGUGUGAGGCAAAUUGCCGGCCCUGAUAAAAAAAAAAAAAAGAAACAUACCUUAAAAAACAGGCCGACUGAUGCGUAACAUGCAGACGCAGGCGAGAGAUGAGGGAGGGAGUCAGGCACACACUGCCAGAGCCUCAGCACCGAAAGGCUUCAAAGCAGCUCGUUGGUGCUGCAGCUGCUCAAGAGAACAAUCCUGCAUUCCUUUCCUCAAAAACAUUCCUUACACGAUAUUUUGAAACAAAGAAUAACAUUGAUACCAAAACAAUUAGUUUCUGAGUCAUUGUUUCCAAAUGCAACAUGCAAUAAACUGCUGUCAUUUGCACAGUUAAAUGUAUAUUUUAAGAGAUCGAAUUGCUUUAAUGAAACCACACAAAUCCUGCAUUAAACAAAAUAAAUAGCCAGGAACGAAUCUUCUCUCUGGGCUCCCUGACACAUCAGAGCUUCCAAAGGUCUUCAGGCGUUCCAGGGACAGGUCCAUCGCGUCUGCUGGAAGUGCUCCACAGGCAUCCUCCGCUUUAGACGGGGGCCGCGUAGGCAGAACUGAGAACCCCCACCCCCUUGCAUGUUUCAGUGCAAAUGGUGAAGGACCCACCCUCGGGUGGCAUUAUCUUAUGGUUUUUUUCCCCUUCUUUUUUAUAAGACUUUUUUUUUUUUAAUGAUUUGCCUAAAAAAUUUUAUAGGUAGUAGGUCAAAUCUAUAAUGUUAUAACAGAGUGGCAUAAAAGAGAUUAAAACGUGCAUUCCUAGGUCCGUGGCUUACAGUGACAGGGAAAUAUAGAUAAAUACACCGAAACAACAAUGUGAGAGAGAAAAAAAACACAGGAUAAACAUUUACAGUAGAUGUCAUGAAAAGUAAAGUUCCUAAUUUGGUGCCCAUCUUGACAUUUAAGGUUAAAAUGUCGGUGUUGAUGAAUGUGAUUUUUUUUUUUUUUACGGGCCACAGAAAAGAAAACUGCAUUGAUUUUGUGUCCAUGGCCUUGUUGACAGAGCUGUAAGACCCUAAACAGCACGUCGGUGAAUUUUAUGCUUGUUCCCGACCAUCGAAGAUGGUUGUUAUGUUACUGUGAUUCUUUUAAGAAAUUCUCAGACUAUUCUAAAGAUGGGGAAUGAUGAGCGUUCCUGAACGACCUUGGCGGGAUGGAGCGGUGUGGAUAGAGUGAGCCUCCGCAUUCUGUGUUCGCCCCGGUCCACUAAACACAGAAGCCGGUCUUUCAGCUUCAGCCAUGGGGACGUCGUUUCUGUGGCUGAGGCAGAAAGGAGGCUCUUCCCUGUUUCAAAACACCAUUGCUCCCUUCUCCCCUCCGUGGCGGAGAGAGACGGCUCACCAAAUCACUGCUGCGUUUGACUGCAUCAUUCUGCCGUUCCUACAUGCUGAAUAUAUGGGGGAGUUUCAGUCUGUCCCUUAAAUUCCAGUUUCAGCUCAUUAAUCACUGACAUCUUUCAGAAGCCAUUGUUGCUACAGCUCAUGAGUUAUUCUCCCGCAGUCAAUAUCAUCACUAAAUCUUGCUUUAUUAACCUGCCCAGAGAGUCUUAUGUAGUGACUAAUGGAAGUUUUUUUCCUGAGAAAUGGACAUGAUCAGGUAAAUGGUGGUUCCCCUUAGUGUAUCAAAUGCUGCACUUAAGGAAAUGAAAAAACUAUUAAUGACAGCGAGUAAAAGAAUGGGAAAUGCGUACGGGAUACUGUUUUAGUGGGAAUGCCAGGAAUUUAUGGCUGCUGGCACCUGCUUGGUUUAAGCAGGUGGAUUCCGGGUCCAGACCCUUUGCUUAAUGCUGUAAAGAGAAGCCUUUCGCUUUGAGUUUUCUGCUUCUGAAAUUUAUGUUGGUAGUUUUGGGGCAUCAUACGUUUUCCUUGUCUGACCUCACACAUCCAUCGAUAGAUGUAGAAUCAUCAGAACCUCUGUUCGUCUGCAGAUGAAUGAACGUCACUUACCAUGUGACUGGUGCCACCCAAGGGUCCACAAUCCAUCACCACAAGGGUAACUAGGCCUUGCCACAUAAAAUUGUACAGUACUAUCAAUCUAAUGGCGCUCUGCCUUGUCAACCAAAUGCACUUUAAAUUCAUCAGUUUAGUUAAUGAUGUUCAUAUAUAAUGUAUGGUAUCAGCAAAAGUACUAUCAGGUCAACAGCAGGGAAUCUAGCAUUAUCUGCCGGUUUCAAAACCGCUGUUCCCUUUCGUCUUUAGUGGUGCCCAAAACGUCUAUCAUACAUUCUCGAUCGGUUAGUAUAUUUUGUUUAAAUUCAGUUUGCAGAAUUAAAAAUGAUCUAGGUUCCGAAAUUGGAUAAUAAACAGAAACGUGCAAUCAGUGGCAGUAGAUAAAACAACCAAAACGAGGUUACAGGUGUACGAGUUACAGCUGUACAAUUAACCAAACAGAUGAGAUGAUCAUUCACCAGGGGUGCUGUGGGAAGACAUUCCCAUUGAGAAAAGCCUUCAGUGUUGUGGUGUGCGUGGUGUUUUGGAACAGGGCUGGGAUUAUGUUGAGAGCCGGGCUGUUUGAACCCUGUGAUUAUACCCUCAGUGAGGGUGUCGCAGGAACGUGUGGCAUGAAUAUAUCGCUGAUACUUGCUAUCUGGAUGCACUUCAUUCUGCUCCCCUUUUCCUAGCACUGCCCCCCCCCCCCCCCCCCGCUAUGUCCCACAAUUUAUGACUGAACCCAAGUUCCUCUUCACAAUCUUCUGUAACAGCCAAAAACUCACAGUGACGUAUGGGAAGGAAAAUACACAUAAUUAUAGGAUUAUCAGUGAAACAUUAAUGGAUUAAUAAACCAUUCAAAAUGCAACAAUGAAAACGCAAGUAAGUAUCUAAUAGACUAUAUUAUUUCUCAGUAGAGACAUCAGAUAAUUUAUAAUUUUUUAAACAAGAAAAAUGAAUAAAUACUUAAAAUGUGUAAUCACUGUUUUAUACACACUGCCACAUUAUGCAUAUCUAGUAGCACUGGAAUAAAUCAAGUGUAAUGACUGAAAAA